Molecule: messenger RNA, 3042 nt
Organism: Panicum virgatum (switchgrass)
Lineage: Eukaryota; Viridiplantae; Streptophyta; Magnoliopsida; Poales; Poaceae
Product: LEAF RUST 10 DISEASE-RESISTANCE LOCUS RECEPTOR-LIKE PROTEIN KINASE-like 1.2
Exons: 2
Coding region: 1531-2307 (258 amino acids)
Molecular function (GO): polysaccharide binding
Source: RefSeq, a predicted model, not a curated record
GUAGUGCCGCCGUGCCGGCACCCCGGCCCAGGCGGCCCGACGAGGCUGCCGGCGUGCUGUGUCGUGCCCCGGGGCACGACAGCACGAAACGGGCGGCGGCGGCCCGCGCGGGGGCGGCAGCGGCGGACGACCGGAGACGGCGGAAGGCCAAGAGCGAGGAAGCAGUCGGCGAAGGGCGGAGGCAAGGUCCGGGCACGCGGCUGGAGGCGAGGUCCGAGCUCGUGGACGGAGGCGAGAUCCGAGCAUGCCGGAGGUGAGGUCCAAGGCUCCGAGCUCGCGGACGGGAGGAAGGGAGCGGCGCUGCGGAUCCGGCCAGAGGGGGGAGCGGCGACCGGCAGCCGGAGGGGGAGCGGCGCGACGCGAGUCGCAAUCGCCGGUCGCGAGGAGAAAGCGAUGGGAGGGGGGAGUGACGCGAGGUGUUUGACGGGCCGAGGCCGUGCCGCCCCGUGCUUGUGCCUUAGCCGGGCCGGGCCGUGUUCGGGCCGUGCUUUCUCGGGCCAUGCCCAUGCCGGCCCAGCGGGCUCGGCCCAGUUGGCCACCUAUACUGUCAGAUGUAAUCCUAAAAUUUAGGCUAAGCUUCCUCUGCUGGUAGCCCAAGCUGGCGAAGCAGGCCUUGGUGCUGGGCUGCUGGCCCAUACUGGCCCUCCUGAAUACAUUGGCAGGUGCCUUCACCAUUCAGUACUGUGUCGCUGACCUUCUCCACCAUCUGUUGACUGAGAUCAUGCUUGCGUAACUAAUUCUCGAAGAUGCCGUUGGUUAUAUACUCAACAUUCAACAACAUCGAAAGAAGGGCAAUUUUGACCGAAUAGCUUAAAUGUUCAUUAAUCACCGUGUUCGGUUGGUGCAUUAGCCUCCAGCCAUACAGUAUUUCUCUCUCACAUCGCUCUAGCACUAGUCUCCAGCCACCAGUCAGGUAACAGUGUUUUUCUCUCACACCACUCUAGCUCCAGUCUGCCGAACGCAGUGAAUCUGGAUUUAGAAUUCUUCCACGGCCGUUUCAGUAUGUCGACAUUUUUUUUACCACACAGUUUAGGAGCUUUCCUCUGUUUCUGCCUGUUGCGUACUAUCUGACUUCUUAAUUCUACUAUUGGAUCAUACUUCAAUCAAUAACUAUUAUCAUCACAUAUUAAAAAUGUGUAAUAACAAUAACCAAAUUGAUGGGAACCUUUACAUACCCAAACUCAAAGGUCUAGACAUUGACAGCAAGCAUUUUAUAUUUUAGUCAAUGCAGUUCGAUUGCACACGUUCUAUGGUGUCACUAUUUUCUGUUGAAGAGAGUACUUCAAAACACAUUCCUCGCUGUUCAUAAUGCAUCAAAGUCAAGCUAAGAAAAUUCUACUCCUACUAAACGGUGCCGUAGUAAGACAUAUUCAUGCGAAUCCCUCGUAAUCAAGUGCCCAAUGUCAGAUAAAUCGGCUCCUCUCUCCAUCCGCCAUCUACCUCAACAAUCAUCCUACUACAUAAAAUGCGAUAAAAACCUCGAGCAUCCACACUCCUUUCGUCGGCACCUUUUCCCCCUCUGAUAUCAUAAUGCACGCUGCCGCCGUGCUACCACUGCUUGUGCUCCUGCUGCCUCCGCUCGCCGCCGCCCUGGACGAGGACUGCACGCCGGCGUCGUGCGGGAACCUGUCCAUCAGGUACCCGUUCUGGCUGCGCGGCCGGCAGCCUCCCUACUGCGGCUACCCGUCCUUUGGCAUCGACUGCGACCCGGCCGGCGCGCCGCCGCUCCUGAACGGCUCCUACCUCCGCGUGCUCGGCAUCCAGUACGGCAACAGCUCCGUCGUGGCGUUCCACACCAACCUCGCCAACGACCCCACCGGCUGCCGCGCCACCAAGUUCAACGUGUCCGCCAACCUCGUGCUCUCGCUCGUCAGCAUAAGCCGCGCCAACUGGGGCCUGUUCCUCUGCUCCAACUGCUCGCGGACGCCUCCGGCGGGGUCGUUCCCGAUGAACUGCACGGGCCCGGGCCGGUGGUCCGUGUACCUGAGCCGGAGCUACGAGACCGGGGGCCCCGUGGAGGAGGCGGCAUCGACGGGUUGCCAGUACGCGGCCGUGCCGGUGAUGCCCGGGUCUGAGCUGAGGGCGCUGGGAGACUACGAGAGGCUCGUCAGGCGCGGGUUCCUGCUGGAGUGGACGCUGCCCGGGGACUGCGCGGCGUGCGACGCGAGCGGAGGACAGUGCCGGCACGACGCCGACGUGAAUGCGUUCAGGUGCCUCUGCCCCGACGGCAGCACACAGCCGGCGAUGUGCCCGCGCGGUGAGUUAGUUACUGAUCCCACGAUUCCGCACGAGUCCUAUUUUUCUUAAAUCCUGCGUUUAAUUAGAACUGACUUGAAGAGAAUAGUGUUAGCCGCCAUUGAUGGGACAAACUCUAGAAGAUGACUUAGAUGAAUAUUGAUGCUGAAUAAUUGAGCGCACGUUAGCUGGUAGAAGCCGAUAGAAAUUAGUCUGCGAAAUGCUGAAACUGGAAUAAGACCGGUCUCAGUGGGAGUUUCAUGGGCACAGUUAUCUAGACUGAGAACUAAGAAACUGUGCCAGAUGAGUUUUAUAAGAAACUGUGCCAGAUGAGUUUUAUGGUGAUGAAACUCUCCUCACAUUCCAUGAAACUCCACUCUUCUCUCUUCAUGCUAUGUCAGCAAAAUUAAUGAUAUUUAAUAUUAUGAAAUUCUCCAUGAAAUCCCCAUUGAGACUGGCUUAACAUACUGUGCCAUGUUGCAUCAUUUUGACCAGCAAGUCAGAGCGCAAAAGCCCGAUGCAACAAAGCCAUUCUGUUCAAACAAAAAGAUGCAAGAAAGCCAUGCUUCAACUCUCGAAAUAUCUACUACCAUUUAUUAAUGGGUAAAGUCCGUUUUUCAACCCUAAACUAUCACGAUCGUCCGAUUUUGGUCCUUGAACUACGAAACCAGACAUACUACACCUUGAACUAACGAAACCGUUCGAAAAACAACCCUAGACUCAGCCUGAGGCGGUUUUGAUACAGUACAAUUUUCGAAUUUCUAGAAUUUCACAUCUCUCUCAAUUAAAUAAUGGAGAAAACAUAGU